AUGAACCCCACUGCAGGAAACGGAGGCCGAUUCUUCUAUCGUUACUAUUUCAAUGUAUGCGAUCAUCAUGAUUGUCAGAAUGGAACUUGUGGGGCAGAUAAGACCAGUGCACGUGGUUACAGAUGUAACUGUGUUGAAAGUUAUGGAGGGGAGAAUUGUGAAGUCCGCGUUUGUGACAGUCAUGUCUGUAUGAAUGGAGGCUUGUGUGAAGCAGACCAGACCAGCGCCCGGGGUUACAAGUGUAACUGUUUUUACGGUUAUGUUGGAGACAGUUGUGAAGUUCUCGCAAUAGACUGUAAGGUGUAUCGUGACAUUGGUUACACUGAGUCAGGUGUGUACAGUAUUUAUCCCUUUGGACCUAGCUCUGAGUCUGUAAGAACCUAUUGUGAUAUGGAGACCUUGGACGGAGGCUGGACAGCAAUCCAAAAUCGAAUAAACGAAUCAGUGAGCUUUGAGCGGAACUGGGCAGAUUAUAGGAUUGGCUUCGGUGGACCGGAACACAGUUUUUGGAUUGGAAACGACGCGAUCCACCAAUUAACAAAGGGAAAUGACUCGUCAUUGUAUGUUACCAUCAAACUAAGGGAUGGCCGAACGCUGUAUGAAUUGUACGAUCGUUUCCUUGUUUCCAGUGAAACAGAGAAUUAUCAACUCUUCUUAGGAGGACCUGCCUCAGGAACACUAGGUGACGGUAUGCUACAUACACAAGAUAAUAUAUUUGAUCUUUCUGGAAUGUACUUUAGUACAUUUGACAAGGACAACGACAGGAGCGGAUCUAACUGUGCCGAGUUUUAUAGGGGCGGAUGGUGGUUUAACGCAUGCUUUAAUGCAUUCCUUAACGGUCCUUGGGCUAUGGAGGACUGGGCCUAUCCCUGGUUCCCAACAGUUCUUUCUGGAGAGGACGUGAUGGAGACCAGAAUGAUGGUUAAGAGACUCUAA
Messenger RNA from Saccostrea cuccullata (small rock oyster), 936 nucleotides. RefSeq names its product fibroleukin-like. The transcript has 7 exons. The coding region runs from base 1 to 936 and encodes 311 amino acids. The record is from RefSeq and is a predicted model, not a curated record. Lineage: Eukaryota; Metazoa; Mollusca; Bivalvia; Ostreida; Ostreidae.